Thrips palmi is the source of this 2442-nucleotide messenger RNA. Its product is annotated as solute carrier family 35 member C2. Lineage: Eukaryota; Metazoa; Arthropoda; Insecta; Thysanoptera; Thripidae. The record is from RefSeq and is a predicted model, not a curated record. The transcript is spliced from 8 exons. Gene Ontology annotation, molecular function: antiporter activity. Gene Ontology annotation, biological process: UDP-glucose transmembrane transport. Gene Ontology annotation, cellular component: Golgi apparatus; cis-Golgi network; endoplasmic reticulum-Golgi intermediate compartment. The coding region runs from base 284 to 1504 and encodes 406 amino acids.
ACACAACGACAACGGCACUGACAGGCUAGCAGAAGGUGACGGUGGACUCAAAAACUACUUGCUCAACCAUGAUAUAUUGCUAAUUUUCACCACUUACAUUUGGUCAAAGACCUUAUUUGUUGCUCGGUUUGCCUACUUUUUGUCUUACCGGUCGCGUUUUAAUAUCCAAUAAAUAUCUUGAUUCAUUAUGCCCAUGAAGCGUCUGCUCAGAUGCAUUUAAACCUUAUGGCUACGCAGGUUUGCCAGGCUGUUUUAGAGAAGGUCAGUUACCCACGACUUGGAAAUGAUUCACCACAAACAUAUAGAUGAGAGCGAUACCAGUUCUCAGAAGUCCAAUUCCAAUGACUUACAUAUUUUAAGUUUUAAGCAUACAUGGAAUGUUGCUCGAUUGCUGGGUCUCAUUCUUUUGUAUUUCUCCCUUUCAAUUGGACUAACAUUUUAUCAACGUGCUCUUCUUCAGGAUCUUCACUUUCCUCUUUCCAUAGUAUUAUGCCAUUUAAUUUUAAAAUUUGUGCUGGCAGCAGUGUGUCGUUCUGUCAUAGAAUGGUAUUCUGGAUGGCCACGAUUGCAAACUCCUUGGAAAAAAUACAUUUCCCGACUAGCCCCUAUUGGUAUAAGUAGUGGACUAGAUGUUGGUCUAUCCAAUUGGGGUCUUGAACUUAUACGAGUUUCAUUGUAUACGAUGACUAAAUCAACUACUAUUGUCUUCAUACUCUUUUUUGCUCUUUUAUUUAAACUAGAAAAAAAGUCAUGGGCACUUGUACUUAUAGUGGUCCUCAUAGCUUCAGGUCUAUCCAUGUUCACAUAUAAAGCAACAGAGUUUAAUACUCUGGGUUUUGUUUUAGUUUUAAUUGCAUCUUUCCUAAGUGGCGUGAGAUGGACCAUGGCACAGCUUUUAAUGCAGCACUCUGAAGCAGGACAUCAAAAUCCUUUGGACAUGGUGUAUCAUGUCCAACCUUGGAUGAUUCUAUCUGUGCUUCCAUUUGCGGCAUUCUUUGAAGGUUCUCAAGUUGCUAGCAGUUGCUUGCUCUAUGGUUCUCAACAGGGGCACCAGGUUCUGAACACUGCCUCCAAAGUGGGAGCAGGUGCCCUUUUAGCAUUUGCUAUGGAGCUGUCAGAAUAUUUAGUUGUUGUCAACACGUCCAGUCUUACUCUUUCUGUUGCUGGAGUUUUCAAGGAAGUGUUUACUGUUGUUCUGGCUGUUGAAUGGGUCGGUGACAGUAUGAGCCAAAUAAAUGUGAUUGGCCUCGUACUGUGUGUUGGUGGAAUCUCUGCCCAUGUAGCCCACAAAGUGCAUACUUCAAUCAAAUCACCAUCACCUGCUCGAUCCAUCCCAACCUCACGAGAACCCAGCCUCAAUUAUGAAAUGCGAGCUCCACUGUUAGCAAACGGAGCAGAAGUAGCCUCUGCUCUCUUAAUGAGUGGAACAGAAGACGAAGACUCUGAUGAGAAUUCUGAUAUUCUUUAUGUUUUGAACCACAGAGAUCGCCUUGCGCAUAGAUAACAAGUGCAUUGACAUGAAAUGCAUCUAACGAUUCCAACUUAUAUAUUUUCCUUCCUUUGCAUUUUUCUUUUACAUGAUUGGGACCAUGUAGUACAAAAAUUAUAUUCUCAUUUAAAUUAUGUGGCCACUAUGUGAUGUUCUAUUAUUGUUUUCUAAAUUUAUCUGUCAAGAUACUUUCAUUUUGUAGUUUUCUUAUGGCUUCACUCAGUUUCACAUGAAUUUCUUUAUGUCCAGAGAAAAUGAAAUAUGAUUUAGAGAAACUUUUUCUUAGCACAUGUUGUUAUAAUUUAAUGAAAUUAUGCCCUGCCAGGAUGAGGUGUUUGAAACGACGUCAAACCAAUAUUGCUUCGAACACCUAAUACUGGCUGGGACGUGUGCUUACUGUGUUAGUCAUUAGUCUGAUUGAUUAGUCAGUUUUCAAAUGAGGAAUUUUUAAUUUACAUUUUUGUAGUUGUUUUGAGUAAGAUUAGUUUUCAUAAGAUUUUUCUAUUUUACUAAGUCCCCUAUCAUACUGAUCUACUCCUUAUUAUGGGUUUAUCAGUAAUAGAAGAGUAAUUUAUGUAUGGUCAAAUGAAUUUUCACUCUUAUGAUUGGGCUUCCUAGAUUUCGUUUCUACGUUGAAGGUAUUUUUUGUUUUCAGUGACAUCUAGGUGUCUGAAACCCUUCAGGAACAUCAGCAACAAUUAAUUUAUUUACAGUAUUAUCAAUUUUUCACCACUAAUGGAAAUUAUGAUUUUUGUUUUUAAACAAAUUUUUAUUGAAAGUGUUAUUAUGUACCUUCAUCAUUAAAUCUAGGCUAGUUUGGUUAACAAACAUCCUAUGUGAACUAAAAGACAGACAAUUUUUGUCGUUAUCAUAUUUUAAUUGUGUUUUUGUACCAGUCGCUUGCAUAAUUUUAUUUGUACAUUCCAUUAUUGGUAAGUGGGCUGUGUGAAUGU